Saccostrea cuccullata (small rock oyster) is the source of this 1154-nucleotide messenger RNA. Its product is annotated as protein lin-41-like. Gene Ontology annotation, molecular function: translation repressor activity; protein binding; ubiquitin protein ligase activity. Bases 156 to 1016 code for a protein of 286 amino acids. NCBI's taxonomy places the organism in Eukaryota, Metazoa, Mollusca, Bivalvia, Ostreida, Ostreidae. The record is from RefSeq and is a predicted model, not a curated record. The transcript has a single exon. Gene Ontology annotation, biological process: protein polyubiquitination; proteasome-mediated ubiquitin-dependent protein catabolic process; negative regulation of translation.
CAUCUGUUCAAAUAAGAAGAUAUAACAAUCUCCCAGAAAAAAUUGUGCCAUGUUUGCCAAAAUUCACACAAGGCAGGAUUCAAGGAGAAGAACUUGCCAAACUGUUUGGAACUUUAUCACAGAGCUCCCUUACAUCACAAAAACAUGGUUACAGCAUGAAGACAACACAGAAAUCACUAGACGCUGGAUCCUCUCCUCCAGUCAAACAGCUGCUUGAUGAACCAGAGACUAUCACCACCAUAAAAACUGGGUAUGGAGAACUUUACGAUGUGGCCUGUCAGAGUGAUGAAGGAAUCUGGACAAGAGGAGAUGACAGCACCAUGAAACUCUACAGCAUCAAUCAGGGAUCACUACUCAAGUCAAUCACAACCAAGUCAGGGAACAUACCAUAUAACAUAGCAGUGACAAACAGUGGAGAUCUAGUUUAUAUUGAGUACAGUGAUAGAACUGUGAAAAUUGUGAAGAAUGAGAAAAUAGAGGAGGUGAUCAGACUACAGAACUGGAUACCUGACGGUGUCUGUAGUACCUCCUCUGGAGACCUCUUGGUUAUCAUGUACAGUGAUGAUAAAAAACAAACAAAAGUUGUCCGUUACUCUGGCUCCACAGAGAAACAAACUAUUCAGUUUGAUGAUAAACGUAAAUCUCUCUAUUCAUCUGAUUCUGAUUACAUAACUGAGAACAGGAACCUGGAUAUCUGUGUGUCUGAUAGUGGAGCUAAUGCUGUAGUGGUGGUCAAUCAGGCCGGGAAACUGAGAUUCAGGUACACCGGACAUACUCCUGCUCCAAAGAACAGACCAUUCUAUCCACUAGGAAUCACCACAGACAGUCAGAGUCACAUCCUUACAGCUGAUUAUAACAAUGACUGUGUCCACAUCAUAGACCAGGAUGGACAGUUCCUCCGUUACAUAGACUGUGGACUUAAUAAUCCGAUAGGACUAUGUACAGACACAUAUGACAAUCUGUUUGUUACUGAAUAUAACAGAGGUCAAGUGAAAAAAAUUAAAUUUCUGCAGUGAAAAACUUAGAAACAGUUUGAUCAUUCCUAUGGACAUAAAAUUUUACAGUGAGGCUAAACUUUCAAAUAGACCAUGAAAAAUUUUAAGACAUACAUGAAUUGUGUGUUUAUGUUUGUGCACAUUGUAUAAUCGACAAUG